Molecule: messenger RNA, 2130 nt
Organism: Brugia malayi
Lineage: Eukaryota; Metazoa; Nematoda; Chromadorea; Rhabditida; Onchocercidae
Gene: Bma-egl-43
Product: Zinc finger, C2H2 type family protein
Exons: 10
Coding region: 1-2130 (709 amino acids)
Biological process (GO): regulation of transcription by RNA polymerase II
Cellular component (GO): nucleus
Molecular function (GO): DNA-binding transcription activator activity, RNA polymerase II-specific; RNA polymerase II cis-regulatory region sequence-specific DNA binding
Source: RefSeq, a predicted model, not a curated record
AUGAGUUUGGAUGCGAAUUUUUUGCGAUUAGUAGAAGUUCGACAGAAUGAUGAUCACACAAGUUCAUUGUGGACAAGAGGAAAACUUGAGUCUGGUUUACUGAUUGGUGUCCUUGAUAAGGAAGGAGAAAAUGAUGCCAAUGCACUACUGUUACUGAAUUUGAUCCGUCCAUUACCGAAUUCUGAAAGUAAUUACAACAUAGCUGUGCGAUCUGUUCACCAGAAAAUAUGCUUACAAACGUCUCGUAAAAUUGAAGUAAACGAACGUUUGGUAGCAGAUCGACGGAUCGAAAUUGAGCAACAUUUGCAUGAUAGUGAUAAUGAUGGUGAUGAAAAUGAUGAUAUGAUAGCCGAGAAUUGUUCACACAUACAGAGGCGUAACUCACGGAAAGCUAACACGUCGUCUAUAAUCUCAUUACCACCAUCACCAUCAUUAUCACCAUCAUCACCAUCACCAUCACCAUCAUCAACAUCGUCAUCAUCAUCAUCAGCCAGUACAUCCGGAACAACAAAAACAGCUAUAUCAUAUUCUGCUACAACUAUUACUUCUAGUAGCAUUGCUAAUAUCACUAGCAGUAGCAGCACUGCUGGACAAUUACUACGACAGCAAGGACAAUAUCCAGAAAGUGCUCAACAACAACAACAGUCGUCAUCAGCACAACAACACCAUCAAGCAACAGCGACAACAUAUCAGUGUCAACUUUGUCCAAAAAGCUUCUCCUCUGCAAGCGGUCUCAAACAACACAGUCAUAUUCACUGCAGUUCAAAACCAUUCCGGUGUCACGUUUGCGACAAAGCCUACACGCAAUUUUCCAAUCUUUGUCGUCACAAACGAAUACACCUGGAAGGAUGGCAAUGUCAGUAUUGUAGUGCAUCAUUAGCCAGUCAAUCAGCGCUUCUCAGGCACAGAUCCAUAUGUGAGCCACAGAUGACAGCACUUAGCGCCUUUUAUAAGCCUAUUGCGACGCAGCCUCCACUGCUCACAGUAUCAUCGCAUUAUUGGUCUCGAUUGUUGCAAAUCGCAUCCACUCAACAACAUCAACAUCAACAACAACAACAACAUCAACAACAACAACAACAACAUCAUCAACAACAACAACAGCAUUCUCAAGCAGUACCAACUACCAAUGCUAUAUUUCCAUGGAAAGAUGAUUAUCAUACAGUCAACAGCUCUGACGGUGAAAGUUCUCCUGGGAGCAGUGAGCAACCAUCAGAUCCAUCUCCGAUCAUACAAAAAUACAGUCCACAUGGCUCAAGUGAUGAUGGUUCACUGGGUGAUUUUGAAUUAACUCCUCUAGAUCUUUCUAUGAAAGCAUCCGGAACUGGGAUAGCAGUAGAAGCUGUUACUAUACCGCAACUUCAAGAAAAAAUUGCUGUAACAGAGCGAUCGAGCAAUGAACAAGACGAGAAAAAUGCAGAAAAUGAAAGUGAUGAAAUGGUUCCAGGAUCAGGAAACCGAAAAGAUGGUUCAGGAAUAGAGCAUGAGAAGCUGACUGCAACCAUGGAAUCAUCAAUACAACCACGGAAUCUUAGUAAAUUAGAUCUAACUCCAGCGGUAAAUCCUUUUUCUUCGACCGCUUUCAUGCAAAUGCUUCGUCGUCCAUUCACCUAUCCGAUUGUUCCCACACCUGCAACAGGUGUAGCAUCAUCUAAUCGACAGAAUCCCUACACACAUUCUUCACAUCAUUCAAUAUCAUCAGCUCCUAUGCUCUCAAAAAGUGCACGUGAUCGAUACACGUGCAAGUUUUGCGCCAAAGUUUUCCCACGCAGUGCAAAUUUAACACGACAUCUUCGAACCCAUACCGGUGAACAGCCUUACAAGUGUCAGUACUGCAACCGAUCAUUUUCAAUCAGUUCAAAUCUUCAGCGGCAUGUUCGUAACAUACAUAACAAGGAGAAACCAUUCAGAUGUGAUCGUUGUGAUCGUUGUUUUGGACAACAAACUAAUUUGGAUCGACACACUAAGAAGCAUGAAUCAAAUGGUGGUGCGUUGACUAUUGCUGCUGCUGGAGCUUUGACAGUUCGUCGAGAACCACUAACGACACCAAUAAGAACAGCUACCGUUGCAUUACCAUUCUCGGCUCAAAGUCUUUUUUCGCAUUUAACACCACCAGCGCAGCCCAUUUUUUAA